AUGUCGGGAUAUCCAAACUACGGCAUGCUUCCUGAAGAUGAGAACCAGAGUCAAAAUGGAAACCAGGAUCAAUAUCCAGGCCAAUAUCACAAUGAAAAUAAUUCAAUACAGGGAUUUCAGUGUGAUCCAAAUUUGAUCAACGCAACCUUCGGGCCUUGGGAGCCUUCUUUCGAUCAGAGCGCUGGAUCGGCCACUUGGGAGCAGCAAACUCCGAACCCUCUCGUUCAGGAGGAAUUGAAUUUUGAGACGCAGUCUCCAUAUAAGGUUGCCAAACAGACACUCAAAAAGAUAUUCAUCCAGCCUUUUCCUGAUCCUCAGGCAAAGGCUCGGGCUUGGAGUUGGAAUUGGGCUCUGACUCAGCUACACAAUUUGGCCAUGGCACACAAAGCGAUGUUGGCCAAGGGUGAAUUCGACCACUGUACUGUUCUUGGCGCUCCAGGACCAUUUACAUUUGAAAAUCCUCGUUCCGCUGGCGGUAAUCCGCAAGUGCCUAUUCCAGUUCAACAACAUGAGCCUCAUUCCAUUGUAGGACAUCCUAAUAUUGUCAACGCUCGUGCCGAUCAUGGCAUUGUUCCUCCUGGUCUUCCCGCUCCUCCAUUUUCUCAGCCAUCUCUUGCUGGCCCAUCUACUGGGGGUCACAAUAAGAGAGGUCGGGCAGCCUCACCAGACGCUAGGGCGCCCGCUCCGAAAAGGACGAGAAAUCUUUCGCCAAACGCAUCUGGCGCCGAGGGAAGCAACGCCAACAGUUCUGGAAUCCCUAAUCCCACUCCAAACACAACGUCACCUCCGUCGAGACAGCCUCAGAUAACCAGGAAACGGAAAGCGGCUACCGACAGAGAGGAAGACGACGGUGAAGACGAUCUUCUUUCGGAUCCCAGGCCGCAAAAGAAGCCCAGGGGAGAACCAGCUGCCUCCGAGGAUAGGAGCAAUUCUCAGAGUAAUACCAAGAAAGGAGACUGUGAACGGGUCGUUAAAGGGACAAAAUGCCUCUUCUGUGAUAAACACCCUGAGAUCAGCGACGCCAAGCCGUGUGACUGGGAACAGGUUUCACAGAGCAACGGCCCCAAAACGUAUAAUUUAGAAUGCACCAACUGCGCUGAUUACCGCUCUCGAAACAAGGAUAACACAGAGCUGGCUGAGAAAGGCGGCCAUAAGUGCCAGGUUCCAGGCCCUGAAACGUCCUUGAUCCACUUCGAGCACAAAAGGUACGGCGUUGACGAUCCUAAGACGUAUCAGAAGAAGGCUUGUGAUGCUUGUGAAAGAAAUAAACGGGGAGAAACAUGCGACGUCGAUACGAUACUAGGCUACGGUUGCCACAAUCACAGUUGUCGAAGAGGGGGGGCCUGCAAGGUUGGCGAGGUGGCAACGCUCUUCACACGGCCAAACAAGCUCACACGUCGACCGUGGUACCGGCAUCCAUGCGAUCGUUGUUUGUUGCGUCACAAGGCGAACGGUGAGCUGGAGGGAGAGGAGGAUUGCUGCAGCUGGAUUAAAGACAGGGGAGAGUGGGAGAACAACCAAGCCUGCGCACAAUGUCAACGGGACGGGACAAUAUGUUUGGACCUUGGAGCUCCCGUGGGGCCUUUUACCAAACGUGACAAGAACUUGCCCACAAGCUGGGAGAUACGCACCCAGUUCGAGGCGGACAAAGAGAAGACAAAGGGGGACAAGACCAAAAAAGAAAAAUGGCAUGAAUAUACGGAAGUGCUACCACACACAACUUGGAGAAAGCCGUGUCAAGGGUGCCAGACAGCUGGGAAAGCUACCGACUGUCUGGUCAUGUGGUUCCAGCCAUACUACGCGUGUGAGCGCUGCACGCAGAUUGGUAUCGACUGCAUGGUCCCAGAAAAUGGUGGUCUUCGACAUUGUCCAAUCUUCGAUCUGAGCAGGGUUGGUUUCGGACAAUUCACCCCUUACCAGGUCUGCAAGCAAUGUGUAGAGGCUGGGAGAAACUGUGACAGACAAAGACCAUGUGACAGUUGCAUACAACACAAGGCGCGAUGCGAUGCUAUCCAUUGGACCAAACCUGGAUGUAUUGACCGUGGCAAGAUAGCCGAAAAGGAAAACAAGCAAACCUACAAUCCUGGUCCUUUGUACUACCUGGCCUUGGGAUAUGGCCCUGAAGGUGUCGACGACCUCAAGGAUGGUCGAAGCAUUGAACAUUGGAUUGGUCCUGCAGCUCCUAUGUACGGCCUGGUCGACCCCAAGGACGGUCCGCAGCUUUAUAAAUCCGUAGCCAACGCUCAUCGAUCUCGUCGCCCGCCAGUGAACUUUUUGCCCCCUGCCUGUCUUGAGUCUGGCAGGAAACUGAAGGGCACACCUGUCGGAUCCUGGCGCGACUUGAUGAAUCUGUAUUGGGACAAUCAACCCCAGCCCCCAAAGAACUACCCGCAAGCGUACCAGAAAGUUUGGAGCCUUCUGCGCAACGUGCAGGAUUUCCAGAUGGUGGAGGCCGGUAUGGAACCCAACUCGGUAGCACCAGCAGUGCGCAGCUUCCGGGGAGGUCCUGUGCUCGCUGACAUUGAGAGAACUCAAAGUCAUAUACCUUCAGCUGCUUAUCAAAAUCCGCAUGCCGCACAAUCACAGGGGGCAACACAAUUACUGCCAAACCAACCGCCGAUGCAAUAUGGAGACACAUAUAAUCCUCAACAAAAUGCACCGGAACCACAAGCACCUCCAUAUCCCUUUCCAGCAGGACAUCAACCAGGUAGCUAUACAGACCAUCUCAUCAAGGCAUGUGGAGAUCCAGCAGCAGCCGGGCAAGAAGAAGACGGGGGCUUUAGUCAACAGCAGCCACAGCCAGUGCCACCAUUCCUAGAUCCAGCCAAUCAGCAAAUACAUAAUAGCUUCGACCAACAGACGUUUUCCCAGGCGCAGAAUGGGCAGCAAAUGCAACAAGACCAAGGUUUGCUGAACCCGCAAGAUUACCGAAACUGGGAUCAACGGCAAUCAGAUGCCUAUUCACAGCAAAUGGGACCGCAUCAAGAUCCAGUAGAUCCCGAAGAAGACAGUCAACCGUGGGACGAUCUAUACUUGGUAGAUCAGUUCAAUCAAUCAGGAAUAGCGCCACAAAACGCAGACGACGAAAGUGGUGAACGUCGGCCCUUGGCUAAGCGUGCCAUCCCGGCUCAGGUGAUUGGAAAUGACCAACAAGAGCGAUAUAGUGGUUCGCAGUCUCCAGAAGAAAGUAACGAAUCCCUGGGGGUUUUCAAGCGUCGGUACGGGCAUUUCGUAGAUCAAAGUGGUGAGCAGGCACAUAGGCGUUCCCGCGCGAAUCGUGGGGAGCGCUGGCAUAAGCCUCAAACCUCUAGAGGCAGCAAAAGGUCAUCCCAAGAGAGAACGGCUCGCGGGAAACGGGCGCCCAAGAACGCAAACGAUCAAGUUGCUUUCAAUCCUUUCCUCGGUUUCACAUUCGGUCCGAACCAGAAACCUCAGUCCAAGGAGAAGCCAAAGAGCUCACGCUGGAAGGUCUUCAAUCAUCUCGAGGGUAUUGAAAUGAGCGAAUGGCAUGAGUCAAAGUCUAAAGAUCCUGAAGAAGAGUCCCGGCCACGCCUCUUUUCUAUUGCCAAUCGUCAAACAAACCAGCCAACGCCCUUACGUGAUGUUCUUGGCGACGUGCCUUGCGAGGAGAAGGUUACAAGGACAAACCUUUAUUGCGGUGAACCGGGAGAGGGCGGAUGGGGACUGUGUAACGCUUGGAACACAGAUGGCAAAGGUCAGGCUAUCUGCCAGAGCCAUGCCCAUCGCAACACAGCCCUACCAUACUUCCCAGUAUGCAAUGAUUGUACCUGGGGUAACGUGAAGUGCUUGUUCCAGCAUGAGCAUAAUCCCAUAACCGAAGGUGAACUGCUCAGCAUGCGUGCUUAUCUCUGCAAUGACUGUGCAGGUCAGAUGAGCAGCGGUGCUCCGAACGUGGUCCAGAAUCAAAUUGUCGGUACCAGGCGGGUAUAUGGCAUUGCAGCGGAUGAUGCGCAUUCCCAAAUCAUACAGAAACUGGUCAAUGACCCCUCACAAGCCGCCGCCAAACUCAUGAGGAAUACCGAGGCUCUGACAGGCUGUUCGUGGGCCAACAGAAUGCUAGGAACAUCGCUCUGCCGGUUCCAUAGAUUGUACUAUGCCAAAGAGGUUAUGAAACACGCGGCAUUGAUGCAAGAAUGGCGGCUGUCGCGCUUCAAGAAGGCAGUGUGUCCCAGUUGUCUUGCACAAAAGCCUAGUGAGAAGGUCAAUAUUUCGGCCAACGUCGAUGGUUUUGUAACGGGCGCGCCGACGGCAUGGGCUUGUGUCGUUUGCAAUGACUGGGUUGUGAAUGAACAGAACGACGUGAACAACCAGCCAACGGCGAUUGACAAGCCGCUAUGGAAUCUAAAUAUCGGGCGCAAACUUCUCGACCCACGUCGAGAGAUAACCACCGGCAGGGUUCUGGGGCAAUUGGUGUCUGUCUAG
Messenger RNA from Fusarium mangiferae, 4443 nucleotides. RefSeq lists its product as uncharacterized. Lineage: Eukaryota; Fungi; Ascomycota; Sordariomycetes; Hypocreales; Nectriaceae. The record is from RefSeq and is a predicted model, not a curated record. The transcript has a single exon. Bases 1 to 4443 code for a protein of 1480 amino acids.